Molecule: messenger RNA, 1098 nt
Organism: Aphidius gifuensis
Lineage: Eukaryota; Metazoa; Arthropoda; Insecta; Hymenoptera; Braconidae
Gene: ppl
Product: glycine cleavage system H protein, mitochondrial-like
Exons: 3
Coding region: 515-1042 (175 amino acids)
Biological process (GO): glycine decarboxylation via glycine cleavage system; protein lipoylation
Cellular component (GO): glycine cleavage complex; mitochondrion; cytoplasm
Source: RefSeq, a predicted model, not a curated record
AUAAAAGUAUACACAUCAUUUUUUUUCAUACAAAUUUUAGUUGAUUUGUUGUGUUUUAUUUUUCAUUUAAAAAUAGGUCAUAUUAUUUCCUUGAUAAGAGUCUAGCAUUGACCUGACUGCUAGUUUUUAUUUUAUUUUUUUUAAAUGAAUAUUAAAUUGUCGAAGAGGGCACCACUUGCUGAAGAACAACAACAACAACAAAUUGGCCAAUAAAUAUAAUAUGUAAUUCAUUUGUGUUAACAUUGAUAGUAAAGGUCGUGGUGAUUAUUAAAAAAGAUUACAAUUAAAAAAAUAAUAACUAUAGACACAUCAUCAAUCAUCAUUCAUUUGAAUGACUGUUAGUUGUAAAGUAACGUGACGUUGAUCCAGAGAACUACAUAAAUCUCUUGGGAUUUUAAUAAUUUAACAACACACUUGUCCAAGGAUACAAUAACACAUCCAAGGAUUUAUCAAUAUAAAUAAAUAUAAAUUAUCAUUAUUGUUAAAUAAAUAAAACAGGUAAAUUGUUAAUGACAUGAUGACUCAAUUUGUCAAUUGUUUAACAAGGCUCAGUCUAAAAUCAUUAUCAUCAUCAUCAACAAAUUCAUUAAACAUUGUUAAUUCUUUUGUAAAAUUGUCAGCAAACAAUUUUUAUAAUGUUAGAAAUAUAUCAACGACAUUAAUUAAAAAUGACAGGUUAUAUUCUGAUAAACAUGAAUGGAUUUUAGUUAAAGAAAAUAUUGGUACUGUUGGUAUUUCAAGCUAUGCACAAGAGGCACUUGGUGAUGUUGUUUAUGUUGAAUUACCAGAUGUUGGAAAAAUAAUAAAAAAAGAAGAUGAAGUUGGAGCAUUGGAAUCAGUUAAAGCAGCAUCUGAACUAAUAAGUCCAGUAAGUGGUAAAGUAAUUGAAAAGAAUAGUGAUGUUGAAAAUAAACCAGGACUCGUCAAUACAUCUUGUUAUGAUCAAGGAUGGCUUUAUAAAGUUGAACUAUCAAGUCAUGAUGAAGUUAGCAAUUUAAUGGAUGAAAAAACAUACCAAGAAUAUCUAAAAACUGAUCAUUGAUUUUAUAAAAUAUUAUUAGUUUUAAUUAAUUCAAAUAAACGAUAUUUAUUUGUGAA